AGAGCUUAGAUGGAGGAAGGCACCGUUUCUCAUCUCCAGGGCUGCAGAAGUUUCGAGGAGUUCUUAGAGACAGGAAAGCAAAAGUCCUGUAAUGCAGAGCUGGCCGGUGAAUUGAGAAGUGUGCAUGUUUGCUUUGGUUAGAAAGGCCUAGUUUUUGCUCUGUAUCUGAUCAAUGCUUUUGUUAAGUUUGCUGAAGUUUAAAAUACAUUAUUGUUGGGUCAGUGCCAGAUUCAGACUGGGCCAAAUGAAUGAAGCCUUUGUCCCAGGGCACAGAUUCCUUUCCAUUUGAACUCAGCAAGUUAUAUUGCAGGUUUCCAUGGCGCUGUAUUAACUAUAAUUGAGGCUUGUGCCGUUGUUAAAAACCUUUCCAGUGGUGAUGUGUUAAUGAUUCACAGUAUCUACCUGACUGAUUGUGUGUGUGUGUGUUGAAGUGGGAUUAUAAAGCACUGCAGUAAUUGUACAGCUACCUGACUGCACUCACUGGUGGGAGCGACAUCGUGUGAGACGCUCAUCGUUUAAAAGUGCAGAGCAGUUAGAAGCAGUUUGAAAGCAGAUUGACAGCUGCAGAAACUAGAGUGAAACUUACAAAAAAGAAUAAUAAUAAUAACAUGGCCUUCAAGCCAGUAACUGUGACACCUGCAUGAUGUGGGAAAUCCGAGAAUACCCAGCAGAGCUCUGUCAAGCACAUCACUGAGAACGUGGACAGGCUCCUAGAACGAACAGGAGACGACCCGGUGGUAGUCAUCCACAUCGGUACAAACAACAUUGGAAGAGACAGGACAAGAUCCCUGCAAAACAAAUUCACAGAGCUAGGAAGGAAAUUAAAAGACAAGACCAAAACUGUGGUAUUUUCUGGGAUACUGCCAGCGCCUUGCAAAGGACCAUAUGGACAGCUGGAAAUACAAAAUCAAAAUGCAUGGCUGAAAUCGUGGUGCACACAGGAAGGCUUCACCUUUCUUGAACAUUGGAGCACUUUCUACAACAAGGACUAUCUAUACAGGUGGGACGGACUGCACUUAAACAGAAAGGAUCCUUGAGGAGGUUCAGAAGCAUUAAAACUAGAAAGGAAGGGGGGAGAAAUCAACAAAAAAACAGAAGAGAGACCACAUCAAAACAAGAGCAACAACCCAGUCAGGUGCGUGCUGAGAUGACUCGCGAGGAUGGAUCGCGGGAGGAGUUCUCUUAUGACAGGAUGCCGACGCUGGAGCGUGGAAGCCGGCAGGAGAACAGCAGCUACUCUGUGGAGGUGAAGGCCAGCGACCUGCAGCUCGCAGACAGAUUCCCCUCCUGCUUGAGCUACCGAGCCUGGCUCUUCAGCAUCCUCAUCGGGAGCAGUGUCCUGAUCACGGCUGGCUUCUCUCUCUACCUGGGGAACGUGUUUCCAGCUGCCAUGGAUUACCUCCGCUGUGCCGCAGGUUCAAGCAUUCCUGUUGCUGUGGUGAGCUUCGCGAUCGCGAGGAAUGGGAGGACUGUGGUCUCCGAUUACCAGGUCAUGUUUGUGUCGGCGUUCGCUGUCACGACAACCUGCCUGGUGUGGUUCGGCUGCAAACUGGUGCUGAACCCAACAGCCAUCAAUAUCAAUUUCAACCUGAUCUUAUUGAUCCUGCUGGAGAUCCUGAUGGCGAGCACAGUGAUCCUCUCUGCCCGCUCCUCUGAGGAGUGCUGCAGCCGCAGGAAGCCUCACGCCUGUGACUCUGGCUUCUUGAACCCCAUCAUCUUCCCCACGCGCAUCCUCAAGUCCUACUCUGUGAUUGAAUUGAUAGUGGGGAUCUCAGCUGUGUUUGGUGGGAUCAUCGCCCUCAAUACGGAUGUUCUGGUCCCGGGACCCUACCUGUCUGCCACCUUCUUCUGGAUACUAGUGGCUUGUUUCCCGAGUGCCAUUGCCAGCCAUGUAGCAGCAGAGUAUCCCAACAAGUGUCUGGUGGAGGUACUGAUUGCUAUCGGCAGUGUCACCUCCCCGCUGCUUUUCUCUGCCUCGGGGUACCUGUCCGUCAGCAUCAUGAGCUUCAUUAACAUCUUCCUCCACGAGCUGCCUGCUGCCAAGCAAUCCUACGACGUGCUGCUGCUAAUCCUGAUGGUGCUGCUGCUGAUCCAGGCGUUCCUCACUUUGGCGACUGUGAUCCACUGUGUCGCCUACAAGACUGAGCUCCGCCUGGCCCAACCCAGCUGGAGCAGCGGCCCCUUCAUACAGCACGAGCCCCAGCCCACAGAGGUUCCCAAUGGCACCAUGAAGGACUUCGACAAGGACAAGGCGUGGAAGGCAGUGGUGGUGCAGAUGGCACAAUGAAGAGGGAGGGGGAGUCUGACUGGCUCUCAGAUUAGCCUCUCUUUCUGUGAAGUCCAGCCAACCCAGAGCAGCUGAAUGGUCCUGAACUCAACGUGGGUUUUACCCUGAACACAUUGUAGCGUUAUAUAAAUAUUACUCACAUGAUAUUUAGCUGCUCAAGCAGCCCCCCCUGCUUCUAACAACACAGGGGAGGUUUCACUAACAUCAGUGUCUGAACCUGCAAUGUUGUAACAACCAGCUAACCGUAUGCAGUCCUUAGCUUGGAGAUGUAAUAUAGUGAAAUACAGAACUCCUUAUUUUUAUAUUCAGUAGGUAUCUAUUUAACUGAGCUUAUUUCAGUGCUUAUAAAACAGCAUUGUUUUGUCUAUGGUACAAUCUGUUGCUGUUCCAAUAAAGCCAUGUGUGUCUCUUU
Acipenser ruthenus (sterlet) is the source of this 2699-nucleotide messenger RNA. Its product is annotated as membrane protein MLC1. Gene Ontology annotation, cellular component: plasma membrane; endoplasmic reticulum; cytoplasmic vesicle. Gene Ontology annotation, biological process: regulation of response to osmotic stress. The transcript is spliced from 12 exons. Bases 1148 to 2287 code for a protein of 379 amino acids. NCBI's taxonomy places the organism in Eukaryota, Metazoa, Chordata, Actinopteri, Acipenseriformes, Acipenseridae. The record is from RefSeq and is a predicted model, not a curated record.